Nymphaea colorata (pocket water lily) is the source of this 3856-nucleotide messenger RNA. Its product is annotated as pumilio homolog 1-like. NCBI's taxonomy places the organism in Eukaryota, Viridiplantae, Streptophyta, Magnoliopsida, Nymphaeales, Nymphaeaceae. Gene Ontology annotation, biological process: post-transcriptional regulation of gene expression. The coding region runs from base 280 to 3465 and encodes 1061 amino acids. Gene Ontology annotation, cellular component: cytoplasm. Gene Ontology annotation, molecular function: mRNA binding. The transcript has 10 exons. The record is from RefSeq and is a predicted model, not a curated record.
AGAAGCCGACCAUUCUCGAGGGGCGAUCCGAGCCGUCAGUAGGGUAGAUCGGACGGCCUUCCCUGUCCCGGGCUCGUGCUUAUCAUCCCCUUCGCACCAACCUCGGCUUCCUUCUUGCUUUUCGUACGCUCAACACAGGGAGCAAAAGAAGGGAGAAUGGCGGACGAUCGCCGCCGGAUAGCCGGAAAAUCACGCUGAUCGCGCCGAUUUUCGCCGGUAGUUAACGUGGAGACUGAGGUAUUUCGGCUUGCGUGAUGGGUUGCUGAGAGACACCGGAGGAUGCUAUCUGAUGUAGGUAUGAGGCCAGGGAUUCUCGGGGAGAAUCGGGGCGACGGGUCGUUUGGUGAGGAUUUGGACAAGGAGCUGGGCCUGCUACUGAGGGAGCAGAGAAGGCAGCAGGUGAGCGAGCGGGAGAGGGAGCUCAACCUCUUCCGGAGCGGUAGCGCACCGCCUACGGUAGAAGGCUCACUAGCUGCCGUCGGCGGGCUUCUUGGCGAGGGUGCGGUCGCAGCGGCGGCCGGGGGCCUUGCGGGCUCCGAUGAGGAGAUAAGGAAAGAUCCGGCCUAUCUCUCCUAUUACUACUCUCACGUGAACCUCAAUCCCAGGUUGCCGCCACCAGCACUGUCCAAGGAGGACUGGAGAUUCGCGCAAAGGUUGCAGGCGGCCUCUGGCAGCAAUUCUUUGCUGGGUGGAAUUGGCGACAGGCGGAAGGUCAACCGGCCGGGAGGAGCGGAGGGCGAUGGGGCAAGCAGGUCGUUGUUCUCGUCGCAGCCGGGGUUCAAUUCACCGGCAGAAGAGGGCAAUCAGGGCAGUCUUGCAAGGCAGCCGUCGGCCGAGUGGCUUGAGUGCGGAGGGGACGGACUGUUUGGGUUCUCUGGUUUCGGUCUGGGACCUAGGCAGAAGAGCUUCGCCGAUAUCCUACAGGAGGACCUUGGCCGCAGUAGUCCUGCACCAGGCCAUCCAUCUCGUCCAGCAAGCCGAAACGCUUUUGGCGAUGGUGGUGAUGCUAGUGAACCAAACUUUGGGCAUCUGCAUGGUGAGAGACUAUCUAUGGAUAAUCUACAACCUGGUACAGGAUUACAAGGCCCAGGUGUUGUACAAGGUCUUGGUUCGUCUUCCUCUCAUGCCUUUGCUCCUACCCUUGGCACGUCUCUUUCACGAAGUACCACUCCAGAUCCACAGCAUGUUGGAAGCUCUAGCAAUGCUGGCCAUCUGCCUCUAGGUGGAAGGUUUGUUUCCUCUGACAAAAAUAAUGUUGGCGGCCCAAACUCACUAUCUCGUGCCCCAUCAAGUAUGGGAGAAUCUGCAGAACUUGUCAAUGCUCUAUCUGGGAUGAGUCUCUCCAAGAAUGAUAUGGUAGACGAGGACCAUCAUUUGCAUCCUCAGAUUCAUCAGGAAAUUGAAGACCAGUCGAAUUUUCUGUUUGAUUUGCAACAUAAUCAAGGCAAUGGUAAGCAGCAGUCCUACUUAAAAGGCCCUGAAUCUGAAGCUCUAGGUAUGCCUAUUGCCCCCAAACCCACAAAAGCUUCAUAUGCUGAUUUGGCUAGAAGUAAUGGACUGGUACUAGAUGCUAACAAUUCAUCUGUGACUUCCAAUGGGCAUGUUGACUUGCCAAAACGAACUUCUGCUUCUGGUAAUUCAUAUAGGAAAUCUGGAGCUGCUGAUUCUGUUGCCAAUCCAAUGAGUUCUUCUGCUCUUUAUCAGAGCCUGGAUCCUUCGAAUGAUGCUUUCGGUGGUUAUGGUCUGGGUGCAUAUGGUGUUAACCCACUUUUGUCCACAAUGAUGGCUAAUCGACUUAGUGCUGGCAAUUUGCCUCCUCUCUAUGACAGUGGAACGUCAAUGUUUGCCCCUGGAAUGGAUUCAAGAGGAUUGGGUGCAGGGAUUCCUUCUGGUGCAACUUUAACGGGGACACCAGAUGUACAGAAUCUCAACCGACUUGGAACCCAUGCUGCAACUGGGCUUCAGAUGCCCACAGUGGACCCGCUGUAUAUGCAGUACUUGCAGAGAAACCCAGAAUAUGCUGCUCAAGUUGCUGCCAGUUUCAAUGAUGCUUCUUUGGAUAGAAACUAUAUGGGGAACUCCUACGUUGAUUUGCUGCAGAAAGCAUACCUUAGUGCAGUACUUGCACAAAAAUCACAGUAUAAUAUGCCAUUUUUAGGUAAAACAGGUGGAUUGAAUCAUGGAUACUAUGGCAGCCCUCCAUAUGGAGUUGGUAUGCCAUAUCCUGCGAACUCAUUAGCUAGUUCUAUCCUCCCUGGUUCUCCUGGGGGGCCAGGUAGUCCCCCUUUGAGGCAGAAUGAAAGGAAUUUACGCUUUCCUUCUGUUAUGAGAGGCUUAGGUGGAGGUAUCAUGGGAUCCUGGCACCCAGACAAUGGAGGCAAUUUGGACGAAAGUUUUGCAGCUUCCUUGCUGGAGGAAUUUAAGAGCAAUAAGACCAGAUGCUUUGAGCUGUCUGAGAUUGCUGGCCACGUUGUUGAGUUCAGCGCUGAUCAGUAUGGAAGCAGGUUCAUUCAACAAAAAUUAGAAACUGCAUCAAUUGACGAGAAAAACAUGGUCUUCCAAGAAAUAAUUCCUCAAGCUCUUUCCUUGAUGACUGAUGUCUUUGGGAAUUAUGUGAUACAGAAGUUUUUUGAGCAUGGGACUUCAGCACAGAGAAGGGAACUGGCUGACAAGCUCACUGGUCAUGUCUUGACUCUAAGCCUUCAGAUGUAUGGCUGUAGAGUAAUUCAGAAGGCAAUUGAAGUGGUGGAUUUGGAUCAGCAGACUAAAAUGGUUUCAGAACUUGAUGGCCAUGUCAUGCGAUGUGUGCGCGAUCAGAAUGGGAACCAUGUUAUCCAGAAGUGCAUUGAAUGCAUCCCUCAAGAUGCAAUUCAGUUUAUCAUCUCCUCUUUUUAUGAUCAAGUAGUGACAUUGUCAACACAUCCCUAUGGUUGCCGUGUCAUCCAGCGAGUGCUAGAGCAUUGCAGUGAUCCAACAACACAACACAUCAUGAUGGAUGAGAUACUGCAGUCUGUAUGCAUGCUAGCACAAGACCAAUAUGGAAAUUAUGUUGUUCAGCAUGUAUUGGAGCAUGGAAAACCACAUGAACGUUCAGCUAUAAUAAAAAAGUUAGCUGGACAGAUAGUUCAAAUGAGUCAACAGAAGUUUGCUUCUAACGUCGUUGAGAAAUGUUUAACAUUUGGUGGACCUGUAGAACGACAGAUUUUGGUCAAUGAGAUGCUUGGUACCACCGAUGAAAAUGAACCAUUGCAGGCAAUGAUGAAGGAUCAGUUUGCAAACUAUGUUGUUCAGAAAGUUUUAGAAACCUGUGAUGACCAACAAAGGGAGUUAAUCCUCUCACGAAUUAAGGUCCAUUUGAAUGCAUUGAAGAAGUACACAUAUGGCAAACAUAUUGUGGCACGUGUAGAGAAACUUGUAGCUGCCGGAGAAAGGCGAAUUGGAGUUCAAGCUUCACAUUCAUCUUAGGUCAGAUGAGUUGUGAAGGAUGUUGUACAGCUAACUGAGGCUUGGAGCGUGUACAAGCUUGAUUUGGAAAUAAAGAUGUUUAGUUUGUACUGAAACUUGUACAUUGUGUAGUUUGAAACGAGAGGGUUUGUUACUAAAAAAAGAUGAUUAGGAGUUGCUGAGAGGCCCAGAUGGUGAAAUGCCCAUGCCCCUGCAAAAAAGCAUUGUAGCAGAGAAGUUAAAAAGACUGUACAUGGUCUUUGUUGUAAAAAGGAGGGAGGUGAUAAUUAGUAGUAAAUUAAAGUAACGUGACUGUACAAAUGUCGCCAUGUGGAGAGCCAUCAGGUUCCGUAGGUUUAUGUUAAAAAUUUUCCUAUGGGGAUAAUUUUAUUUAUUCAGCUUUUCUCUUUUA